Messenger RNA from Penicillium subrubescens, 1365 nucleotides. RefSeq names its product glycoside hydrolase family 172 protein. The transcript has a single exon. Bases 1 to 1365 code for a protein of 454 amino acids. The record is from RefSeq and is a predicted model, not a curated record. Lineage: Eukaryota; Fungi; Ascomycota; Eurotiomycetes; Eurotiales; Aspergillaceae.
AUGCCUAUCGGAAGUGAUCUUCUAGCCAGCCUGGCCAAGAGAAAAGUCGCCCGCAGUGCUCGGGUAGCUAGUUGGGACCAUACGGGCCUCAACGAAGACGCCUUUGUCGUGCUACCCGGAGAGUCCAUUGUGCUCGCCGAUCUCGAAGGACCCGGUGCUAUAACGCACCUGUGGUUUGUGCAGACCUGCCGCAAGAUCCUAGGCCCAGGAUUGAUUCCCUACUCCAAGUCUGGGGUCGCGAUGAUGGAGAUCCACAACGCCCUCGGCCUCAACUAUGAAGUCAGCGACCCGGACUACUACCGCAAGGUGCUUAUCAAGAUGUACUGGGAUAAUUCCGAGACUCCGAACGUUAUAGCGCCCAUCGGGGACUUUUUCUGUCUCGGUCAUUCCAUGGCUGCCAACUUUCAGUCUCUCCCAUUUACGGUGUCAGUCAAGCCAUCCGAGGAGAAGAAGUUUGGCGGCGCGGCGGCGUUCAACUGCUACCUCACUAUGCCGUUCAAUAAACGCGCACGCGUUGAGAUCGAGAACCAGAACGACGAGGCGUAUUUCCAGUACUUCUAUAUCGACUAUGAACUGUACCCGGAGCCUUUGCCGGCGGAUACGCUUUACUUCCACGCUCACUGGCGCCGCAUGAACCCCACGAAUGGCUGGGCACCGUCCCGCAUCCAGACCAAUAGCCUCGAGACGCAAGUGCCGAACCUAGACGGAAAGGACAACUACGUUAUUUUAGAAACUGAAGGCAGCGGGCAGUACAUUGGCUGUAACCACUCUGUCGCACACUUCCAGGGAACCUGGUGGGGUGAAGGCGACGAUAUGAUCUUCAUCGACGACGACACCUGGCCGCCGAGCAUGCAUGGCACUGGUGGGGAGGAUUAUUUCACGCAGGGAUGGGGCAUGCAGAAGAAUGCGUACCCUUUUUGCGGCACUAUCAUCCAUGAAGAAGACGUGCCCAACUACCAGGUCAGUUACCGCUGGCACCUGACGGACCCCGUGCGUUUCAACAAAAGGAUUAGAGUGACUCUGGAAUCUGGGCAUGCGAACCAUCUGCGGGAUGACUGGAGUACUACAGCGUACUGGUACCAGACCCUUCCCGGUCCAAAGCUCGAUAUCCUGCCCGUGGAGAAGCGCAUUCCGCGCAAACCUCAGUUCCCGUCCGCGGAUGAUGUACCUGAGCCAGAUGUGAGCAGCAUGAGUGCCGAGAAGCAGGCUAUGGUAAAUCAGCGCGAUAAGCGAAUGGAGGCAUUUGUCCAGGACAGGAAUGAAUGGUUGGCACGGAGGGCGCGCGAUUCUCAAGCGCGUGCACGCACUAAUGUUGAAAUUUGCAAGGACAUCCGGCAACGCUUCUUGGGGGGCUUGGGCAUGUAG